AUGAAACGGCACGAGGCCGUUCUCCGGUCUGUGGUAUUUGCUCAGUUUGGCGAAGCUGUCUCCGGUACCGCAUCAAUCAGGGCCUAUGGCCUACAAGAUAACUUUAUUCGCCGUAUCCGCAGCGCAAUUGACAACAUGGACAGUGCAUAUUUUCUUACAUUCUCCAACCAACGCUGGCUAAGUGUUCGGCUAGACGCAGUCGGCUGUCUCAUGGUUUUUGUUACUGGGAUAUUGGUCGUAACAUCCAGGUUUGAUGUUGAUCCUAGCAUCUCUGGUUUAGUAUUGUCUUUUAUCCUCGCUAUCUUCCAAAUGCUGCAAUUCACCGUACGGCAGCUGGCUGAAGUCGAAAAUAACAUGAACGCCACAGAACGAAUCCACUAUUAUGGAACUCAAAUAGAAGAAGAGGCCCCUCUGCACUUGCGUGAGCUAGACCAAAAUUGGCCUCAGACUGGAGAAAUAAUUUUCUCGGAUGUUCAGAUGCGUUACCGAGAUGGACUGCCUCUUGUCCUUCAGGGGCUAAAUAUGAAAGUUCACGGUGGCGAGCGUAUUGGGAUCGUUGGACGGACGGGGGCUGGAAAAUCCAGUAUUAUGUCUGCUCUAUUCAGGCUAACAGAGCUCUCCGGCGGAAGUAUCAAGAUUGACGGCAUCGAUAUCUCCACUGUCGGCUUAAAUGACCUCCGUUCCCGCUUAGCCAUCAUCCCUCAGGAUCCCACACUGUUUCGAGGCACUGUCCGGUCAAACCUGGAUCCUUUUCAUCAAUAUAGCGACCUUGAACUCUGGUCCGCGUUGCGACAAGCCGAUCUUGUUGGAGAAGAAAAUACCACUUCUCCUCCUGAGUCAGGAUCGGAGGAAACAGAGAAUGCGGCACAUAUACAACAACGUAUAAAAUUAGAUUCUGCUGUAGAGGAAGAAGGCCUCAAUUUCUCCCUUGGACAACGGCAGCUCAUGGCUCUUGCUCGAGCACUCGUCCGGAACUCCCGCAUAAUCGUUUGCGACGAGGCAACUUCGUCCGUCGAUUUUGAGACAGACCAAAAAAUUCAGGUAACCAUGGCCCAGGGUUUCAAAGGCAAGACAUUACUGUGCAUUGCCCAUAGGCUUCGCACGAUCAUCAAUUACGAUCGCAUUUGCGUGAUGGACCGGGGGCAAAUCGCGGAAUUUGAUACCCCGCUAGCGCUCUGGGAGGCCGGAGGCAUAUUCAGGGGUAUGUGUGAUCGAAGCGGAAUUGCGCGAGACGAUUUUUUUGCAUAG
This is a messenger RNA of Ophidiomyces ophidiicola, 1248 nucleotides long. Its product is annotated as ATP-binding cassette transporter yor1. Gene Ontology annotation, biological process: transmembrane transport. Gene Ontology annotation, cellular component: membrane. Gene Ontology annotation, molecular function: ATP binding; ABC-type transporter activity; ATP hydrolysis activity. The transcript has a single exon. Lineage: Eukaryota; Fungi; Ascomycota; Eurotiomycetes; Onygenales; Onygenaceae. The coding region runs from base 1 to 1248 and encodes 415 amino acids. The record is from RefSeq and is a predicted model, not a curated record.